Messenger RNA from Musa acuminata AAA Group (dessert banana), 1838 nucleotides. RefSeq names its product E3 ubiquitin-protein ligase PRT1-like. Bases 480 to 1124 code for a protein of 214 amino acids. NCBI's taxonomy places the organism in Eukaryota, Viridiplantae, Streptophyta, Magnoliopsida, Zingiberales, Musaceae. Gene Ontology annotation, biological process: proteasome-mediated ubiquitin-dependent protein catabolic process. Gene Ontology annotation, molecular function: ubiquitin protein ligase activity; zinc ion binding. The transcript is spliced from 7 exons. The record is from RefSeq and is a predicted model, not a curated record.
UGUCGCAACCGUCGUCCAACCUUUUCUUUUAUCUUCGAUCCAUGGGGCAUCUCAAAAAAUGGACGGCCUAGACUUGAGAUAUGAAAGAUGAACGGUUGAAAUGCGUUCUUAUACUCCGCGAGAACUGUAAGAGGAGCCCGACUUGCCACAAUUUGCCUCUUUCCAGCUGAUUGCCUUCGUACGACAAACACUGCGUCGGUUGCUUUUGUUCCCUUCUCGUCCCCUACGGCGGAGGGCUCGAUGGCGGUGGGAACCUUAUAUGAUGGUUCCAGUUCGCAUUUCCAGUGCUGCGUUUGCCUCAUGUGGACACAUAUCUUGCUUUUGGUGUGUGAACAAAGGCCAUGCAUAGGGGCGAGCAUCACAUUGCGCUAUAUUUGUGACGCACUUAAGGCGAUGAGAGUUCUGGUGAAAAUAUCAAAAACAGCAGAUGUCGAGGUUGUGAACACUUAUAUUCACAAGAAAAUUGCCCUGGGAAAAGUAUGAAAAGGCACAUUUUUGUGGAUGAUAAAUCAUGUUCUUUAUGCAAAGAAAUGCUGUAUCAGCCUGCAGUUCUUAAUCGCGGACAUGGUUAUAUAUUGUGUCUUGCAAAUCUAUCUGACUUAAGUGGGGAGCCUCUUCAGUGUCAAAUUUGUGAAAGCCUUGAUCCUGGUGAGUUUCCAAAUGUUUUCUUGGAUUUGGAUCAUUUUCUAGAAGAAGAAUUUCUGAGAGUGUGCAGUGAGAAGAGAACAAGUAAAGCCCAAUGUCAACCGGCAAAUUCAUCAACAAGUACUUUACAACCAAAGAAACUGAAGGCCAAAGUACCUUGUGAAGCCAUGGGUUUAUUAUGGCUUAAUGAAGACACGUCUGCAUUUAUUGUAGGAGUCGUGUGUGACUCAUGUGAGAUAUAUCUGAUUAUUGGUAAGCGAUACAAGUGUAAGGAUUGGAAAGAAGCAGUUGGCUUUGACUUGUGUGAAGCAUGCUACAAAACCAAAUCAAAACUCCCUGGCAGGUUCAACCAGCAGCACACGCCUGACCACAAGUUUGAGCUUGAUGAGCUGCACAUGUUACGUAACAUAUUACUGCGAAGAGCCAGUAUGUUUAACAUUGCUCAACAACGUCCUGAAGUAGUCUGUCCCUAUGGAUGAUGAUCCACAUGAUGGAAAUCAUGACAACGAAGGGGGUGGAAAUGAGGAGGAUCUGAGAUGGAAAGGGAAGCUCUUUGAUGUCCUUGGAAGCAAAAACCGUUGUGUAUUAUUAUCCAGAUUUCUGAAGGGCACUACAAUACAAGAAUAGUGUCUGAUGUUAUCAGAAGGGCGCUGCAAAACAAGACUUCUAUGGCUAGCAUCUCGCUUCAAAUAAUUUGAUUGAUAAGGUCCUUUUGUUCUCUUCUCCCCCAAACCAAGAAGAUUUGGAACCUCCCCCACCUGCGCCACAUUGGUGGCGCCACGGAGAAGUGGAGGAACCCAGAUUUUGGACUGCUGUUGAACUCCAUCCAUCUCUUUUACGGAACACAGCAGAUGUCGGAAUGCUGCACACCGGAGGUUAGACGUAUGGAUAUCCUUUGGCCACUUAAUUCUCCAUCAAAUUAAUCAGGUGGAACAAAAAUGCUCUGAAACCUUGUGCAGAGAGAUUGGUAGAAACCAUCCUUUAUGGCAGUCGAUGCAGCGACUUCCUUCCGACCAAACACUACUAUCUGAGAACUCGGUGGCUUUGAGCUCUGACAUCUCUUACCCGUUGCAAUCGAACACCCCCUUCCCUUGUUCUUGUUGAAUUCAAAGAACGGUGUACUUGUGCAUGAGCAUUGCCUCCGACAUUUCGUCAAACACUCAGAUGCUCAACAAGAUGCAAGUCAUUCAUUA